This is a messenger RNA of Panthera uncia (snow leopard), 624 nucleotides long. RefSeq names its product progonadoliberin-2. The record is from RefSeq and is a predicted model, not a curated record. NCBI's taxonomy places the organism in Eukaryota, Metazoa, Chordata, Mammalia, Carnivora, Felidae.
CUCCUGGGAUGAGGAGCAGUGGCAGAAGAGGGAAGGGCAUUAGGAACCACUAAAGCUGCCCCUGAAGCGCCAGCUGUCCAAGGGGACCCUGGAAGAAAAGGAAGGAGGUGUGGAUGGAAGUAUCCGCCUUCUUGAGUGCUGUCCACUAUCCGUGGGAGCAGCCCUGUCAUGGCCGGCUGCAGGCUAGGCCUUCUGCUACUGCUGCUGCUGACUGCCCACCCUGGACACUCGAAGGCUCAGCACUGGUCCCAGGGCUGGUACCCCAGAGGAAAGCGGGCUUCCAGCUCACCCCAGCACCCACAGCAUGUCCCAAGGCUCCCAGCAAGCAGACCAGACAAGGCUGCCCAUAACCUCCCAAACGAUGCCCUGGCUCCCCAGAACAGUGUGCCCUGGGAGGCCAGAACCACAGGCUGGUGGUCCCUCCACAGGAAGCAGCGCCUGGUGCAGACACUGCUGGUAAAGGGAAGAGAUGAGGAAUGUGAACUCACACUAAUAGAAGGGGCCCCAGAACCAGGUGGUCACUGCACUAGCAAUGACUUAGUGAUUGCAGAAGACCGAGUGCAGAGAUGGAUUACUACUAUUUUGCAAAUUUAUUUUAAAGUGCACCAGGAGGGCGCUAACUGA